Molecule: messenger RNA, 3116 nt
Organism: Camelus dromedarius (Arabian camel)
Lineage: Eukaryota; Metazoa; Chordata; Mammalia; Artiodactyla; Camelidae
Gene: KIFC2
Product: kinesin family member C2
Exons: 18
Coding region: 77-2431 (784 amino acids)
Biological process (GO): microtubule-based movement
Cellular component (GO): microtubule cytoskeleton
Molecular function (GO): microtubule motor activity; microtubule binding; ATP binding
Source: RefSeq, a predicted model, not a curated record
CGGAGGGCGGGUGCGGAUUUGGGGCGCGGGGACGCGGGGCGGCGCGAAGCGGGGCCCUCUGCCGCCCCGCACUCCCAUGUACGCCUUCUACUCGCUGCUGAUCUACAUUUUCUACAGCCUCUUUCGCAGGGAUGGCGGGGCCGCGGCGGCCGCGGUCCCUGGGAACCCCUCCCAGAGUACCCGCUGCAAGCCUGGGGACCGCCGCCGUUCUGACCAGACCACAGGAGAACUGUGGACCGAGCUGACCGGCCUGGUCGGCUGCCCGGAGUCUGAGGAUGGGCCGGGAGGGGGAGCUGAGGGCGGUCCAGCCGAGGUCUCCCUGGAAGAGGCUCUGGUGCGUGUUGCUGAGUUCCUCUCAGUCCAGCUGGGGGCAGAGGAGAGCUUUGGGAAUCCUCCCGACCUGAGCAAGCCUGGUGAUGUCCCCCCAUUGUUGACGGUGACUGGUCAGCUCUUGGCCCUCCUGGCAUGGAUUCGGAGCCCCAGGGGGAGGCAGGCCGUGCCCCAGGGGACUCAGGCAGCCUCAGGGGUGCAGUCCCCCAUUCCUGCUGGAACCCCAUCCCAAGACGAAAGCCCUUCCCUUUCACCAAGGGGUGAGGCCCAGGGGCAGCAGCCUCCCCAGUUGGAGGAGAACCAGAGAGCUUGGCAGCGGCUGGAACAGCUCAUCCUUGGACAGCUGGAAGAACUGAAGCAGCAGCUGGAACUGCAGGAGAAGGAGCUGGGCCAACUGCGCCUGGGAGUGGGGGCGACAGACUCGGAGAAAAGGGUUCAGUAUCUAACUCUGGAGAACAAGGCCCUGAAACAGAGCCUGAGCCUUACUCGGGACCUCCUGCUGCACUGCGGCCCUGGCCCCCUCAGCAGGGCCCCACAGGAGGAGGCAGAAGCACUGGCGGAGCUCCAGGGCCGACUGCAGGAGGCCCAGGACACCACGGAAGCCCUCCGAGUCCAGCUGGGGGCACAGGAGAUGCAGCUGCAGGGCCUUCGGGGGGCCCUCCAGCAGCUCCAGCAGGAGACUGAGCAGAACUGCAGAAGGGAGCUGCAGCAGAUGCAUGGGCAGCUAGCAGGACUUCGUGCACGCAUGGCCAGCUUGCGUCAGGGCUGUGGGGACCUCCGAGGCCUGGUCAGCACCUUUACCCAGAGCUGUCAGGGUUCGCUGAGUGAAGCCCGGGGUCAGGUAUCCUGGGCCCUGGGGGCACUGUCAGCUGGAGGGGCUGGGACCAAGUUCCAGGAGGCAAAGCAGGGGCCCCUAGCUGGAUGCCCAGGGCGGCUGUUGGAGCUCAAAGGAAACAUCCGUGUGCUGUGUCGGCUGAGGCCAGGGACACCCUCCAGCCUGGUGAGCUUGGAGCCUGGCCCGGGUGGCACUGUCACCACCUGCUAUCGAGGGCACCAGCGUCGCUUCCGCCUAGACUGGGUCUUCCCUCCACAUGCCAGCCAGGAGGAGGUCUUCAGAGAACUGGAGUCAGCUGUGCUGUCCUGCCUUGGAGGCUACAGUGUCUGCAUUUUCACCUAUGGUCAGACGGGGACAGGGAAGACCUACAGCAUGGAGGGUCCACCUGAGGACCCUGGCAUAGCUCCUAGGGCACUGCAGUCACUGUUCCGGGAGAUGGGGACAGGGGGACAGCACCACGUGACACUCAGCAUGGUGGAGAUCUACAACGAAGCUGUCAGGGACCUCCUAGCCCCAGGGCCUCCCCAGCGCCUGGCCGUGAGGCAAGGCCCAGCAGGCCAGGGGGGAAUCCAGGUGGCUGGCCUCACCCACUGGGAAGUGCCCAACCUGGAGUCGUUGCAUCAGAUGCUGAGCCUGGGAAGGGGCAACCGGGCCACCGCCGCCACCGUCAUGAACCAGCACAGCUCUCGUUCGCAUGCCCUGGUCACGCUGACUCUGCGCACGGCGUCCCCACUGCGCGGUCCUGCCACCUCAGGCACGUUGCACCUGGUGGACCUGGCCGGAUCCGAGCGUGCCUGGAAGGCGGGGACAGCCGGCACCUCGUGGGAGGACCGGGACGGUGCCCAACGUCUGCGGGAAGCUCGGACCAUCAAUCGCUCGCUGCUGGCGCUGGGAGGCGUGAUGACUGCGCUGCGGGCCCGCCGGCCACACGUGCCCUUCCGCGAUUCGCAGCUCACACGCUUGCUGCAGCCCGCACUCGGCCCCGGCGCCACGGCAGUGCUGUUGCUGCAGAUCUCCACGCGGCCCGAGGAUCUCGGCGAGACCGUGUGCUCGCUCAAGUUCGCCGAGCGAGUGGGCCAAGUGGAGCUGGGGCCGGCUAGGCCCCGCAGGGCCCCGCGCUCUGGGACGCCCUCCUCCCUGAGCACGGACACACCGCUCACUGGGACGCCCUGCACGCCGACGCCAUCCCCCGGCAGCCCGCCAAGCCCUGGCCUGGACAGCGGCUCCAGCUCGGCCCUCUCACCACCAGAGGAGCUGCCUUCGUAGUCCCGCCCGAGGAGUCUGGAGUCGCGUCUCUGCCGGCAGAGGCAGCAAAGACCCCACUCUCCUCACGACCUCCUCGACCUCUAGGGACCCAGUGCCCCCAAAACUCCCAGUCUACCUGCCUCUCCUCUAACCCCGUGUUUGGCCUGGGGUAAUGACUGCCUCCCCUUGGCCCAGGCUCUCAGCCCCUUCCUUAUCACCAUCUGAUGUUAUCGCAGUGCGCCGCAGGGGGUCUCAGAGCUGGGAGGCAGACCCUGGCCAAGUGGUCACCAGAGUCACUACCCAGCCACCAAAUAUCAGACUUGCAUUAAAAUGUUGUCUGUUCCUUUACUGUUAUCUUCCCCACUACCACCAUCAAAACUAGGUAGGGCCUCUGUUCCCUCUCCCCCAGAAGGUGCUACCCCCUUUCCAGGCAUUUGAGGAAGGACAGGAUUUCAGGCCGGAGCUGCCAUUAGGCUUUCCCUCCCCCAGCCCGGAGCCAGGGAGGGGAGGUGACUGAUGGUGAUGGAUGGUUGGAUAGAUGGGCAGAGGGCCAGAGAUGAUGGGACCAGGAAGGGCUACUCCAAACAGAGCCCUGCUCCCAGCCUUGCCUUGGGGUAGGUGAGGCAUGGCUGACUACCAGGGCCAGGGUGACACCCAGCUGGGCCACAGCUCUUCUGGGGCAGUCCAGUAAACAUGUGGACUCUCA